Molecule: messenger RNA, 230 nt
Organism: Dibothriocephalus latus
Lineage: Eukaryota; Metazoa; Platyhelminthes; Cestoda; Diphyllobothriidea; Diphyllobothriidae
Source: the annotation of a GenBank genome assembly
UCCUACUCGCUCAUUUUCGCCUCCUAUCGUCUACCUGAUCUCUGUCCCGAGGUGACAGAUCCACGCGCCUAUCUCUCCACAAAACUCGGAGCUCUGUCGACCCGUGUGCCCGGAAAGAUUGGGGCUGUUCUCACCUCUGCGCUGAACCAGGAGGCUCUCGGAAACCUGCAGACUUUCUUGAAUCAGUCGAUGGUGCAGCUUUCAUAAAACCGCAAAUGCCCCCCUUUUAA